This is a messenger RNA of Penicillium maclennaniae, 801 nucleotides long. RefSeq lists its product as uncharacterized. Gene Ontology annotation, cellular component: membrane. NCBI's taxonomy places the organism in Eukaryota, Fungi, Ascomycota, Eurotiomycetes, Eurotiales, Aspergillaceae. The transcript has 4 exons. The record is from RefSeq and is a predicted model, not a curated record. The coding region runs from base 1 to 801 and encodes 266 amino acids. Gene Ontology annotation, molecular function: transmembrane transporter activity. Gene Ontology annotation, biological process: transmembrane transport.
AUGUGGAGAUGGAUCAUCGGCAUUGGUGUGAUCCCUGGGGUAAUCGCUUUGUGUUUCCGUUUUACAAUCCCUGAAACCCCUCUCAAAGCCGAGUUUGACGUAAUGACAUUAUUCAACGAACCUAUCCCUCUCUCAACCGCCGAGAGUGACACACUCGACCCGGCUCACCGCAGACCAUCGGACGAUGAACACUUCUUGAUGACCCAAAGUGACUAUAUCACCAUUCAACCUGCAACCCUGAAUUCACACUAUCAUCUAGUUAGUGCAGAUAUUAUCCAGUACUUCUGGACAGAAGGAAAUUGGCGCACCCUAGCCGGCACAUCCCUCUCUUGGCUCCUUGUCGACUUUGGCUUUUACGGUAUCAGGCUUUCAAGUCCGCAUUUUAUCGCCAAAACAUGGGGAACUUUAAAUAUCCGUGGACAAGUACCGCAAUGGAUGACAAACGACACUCCUGGAGCUAGCGUGUAUAAUAUGCUUUUUCGAAACCUCGGCCCACGCAAGUACGGAUUUCUUGCUCUGGCUGCUCUCUUCAUUGCGCUGGGAACUAUGUUCAUCACCGUACGAAUGGAAGGUCCGGUCGCGGUGGUGUUUUACAUCAUUGGCCAACUACUGUUCAAUUUUGGACCCAAUGGAACAACAUAUAUAAUCCCUGCUGAAGUUUUCCCUACUCGCUAUCGUGCAACGUGCUACGGCAUUAGCGCUGCUAGUGGCAAGUUUGGCUCUAUUCUCGCCGAAAUAUUCUCUGCUUAUUCUGGACUUGGCACUGGUCCCAGUGACGCCCAAACCAGGCGCCAUGGCUAG